Molecule: messenger RNA, 501 nt
Organism: Trypanosoma conorhini
Lineage: Eukaryota; Euglenozoa; Kinetoplastea; Trypanosomatida; Trypanosomatidae
Product: centrin
Exons: 1
Coding region: 1-501 (166 amino acids)
Biological process (GO): spindle pole body duplication
Cellular component (GO): mitotic spindle pole body; half bridge of spindle pole body
Molecular function (GO): microtubule binding; calcium ion binding
Source: RefSeq, a predicted model, not a curated record
AUGAGCAACAACGACGUUUCGCGGCCCUCUACGCAGCGCUUGCCGCCCGACCUCUCGGAGAGCCAAAAGGCCGAGAUUGCCGAGGCGUUUCACAUCCUGGACGUGGACGGGACAGAGACGAUCACGCCCAACGACCUCAAGGUGGUCCUUCGCGCCCUCGGGUACGAGCCGCAGAAGGACGUCAUCAAGAAGCUCGUGGCGGAGAUGGACAAGAGCGGUGUCUCGAGCAACCUCAUCCUGCCGGAGUUCGAGGCCAUUAUGAAGGAGAAGUUCUUCGCCGAGGACAGCGAGGAGGUGCAGCUCUCCUUUCGGCACUUCACGAGGGGCAACUCCGACUACAUCACCCUCGACGACCUCAAGCGCGUGGCGGAGGAGGUUGGAGAGGACGUGCCGGAGGAUGUCCUGAGGGCGAUGAUUGAGGAGGCCGACGUCGUCGACCACGACAACCGCGUGUCAAAGGAGGAGUUCCUCCGCAUGCUGCUGCCACCCAAAGAACGAUGA